AUGUCAAUCUGCCGACGCGGCUUGAGAGCUUUGUUAACCUUCAAAUAUCCGACCCUGUACGCGUACGGUCCACGGCGCCCUAAACCGUCAAUACCUAUAACAUCAGUCUCGCGAUCCCGCAAACUGUCAACAACAACACCCUUUGUGAAGCUGGACUCUUCACGGAAGAUCGAAGAAGAAGAACUCCCGGAAUAUAUUGCAGAAGAUUUUUAUCCGGUUUAUAUCGGAGAUGUGCUUGCGUCAAAAUAUCGGAUCGUUGCCAAAUUAGGAUUUGGUUCAACUUCAACAAUAUGGCUUUGCCGUGACGUUCAAAGCCAUCAAUACUACACACUGAAAGUAUGUACCCGUGGACGAAGACCUGACCGUGAACUCACCGCGUCAGAGCACUUGAACAAUUCUGGUGAUCAUUUCGGAAAGAAGCUGGUCCGACUAGUUCUUGAUUCCUUUGAGCUUGAUGGGCCUCACGGAAAACAUACUUGCCUGAUAUACAAGCCUUUGGGGAUGAGUUUUACUGAAUUCCAGAGCAUGUCUGAUGGUAAAGCGCUGCCAAAGGCUUUCAUUCAGAGAAGCGUGCAGCUCACCCUCAUAUCCCUAGCUUUCAUGCAUGAAAACAACGUUAUCCACACUGAUAUUUCAUCGAACAACUUGCUACAAGGAAUUGAGGACACUUCCAUGCUAGCUCAACUCGAGGAAGAUGAAAAAAGGCGACCAGUUGCCAGAAAAGUGUUGGAUGAUCGCCACGUCUACUAUUCUCGACCAAUGCCUACUGCUACUGGGUUGCCAGUCCUUUCUGAUUUAGGCGAGGCAAGAAUUGGACCCCAAAAUCAUAGGGGCGAUAUUAUGCCAGGUAUUUAUCGCGCACCAGAAGUGAUUUUGGGCAUGGAAUGGGAUUCCAAGGUUGAUAUAUGGUCAAUGGGCACUAUGAUCUGGGAUUUGGCAGAACGCAGUCAUCUUUUUUUUGCAAAAAAGAAUAGAGUCCUGAAUGAUGAGCAGCACCUGGCGGAAAUGGUCUCUUUAAUGGGACCUCCUCCUGCUCAGUUUCUGAGAAGAAGUCAAAAGUCUAACGAGUACUGGGGCAGCCAAGGAAACUGGAAAGGUUCUAUACCUAUACCAAAACAAUCGUUUGAGAUAAGGGAGUCGCGAUUUUCCGGUGAAGAUAGGGAACUUUUUCUGGGGUUUCUGAGACGAGUGCUACGCUGGCUUCCCGAGGAAAGGCCUACAGCUGAAGAGCUUGCUUAUGAUGAUUUUCUAAUGCAGGAGAUUUUACGCGCUAGGAACUCGGUGUAA
Trichophyton benhamiae CBS 112371 is the source of this 1287-nucleotide messenger RNA. Its product is annotated as protein kinase, putative. The transcript has 5 exons. The coding region runs from base 1 to 1287 and encodes 428 amino acids. NCBI's taxonomy places the organism in Eukaryota, Fungi, Ascomycota, Eurotiomycetes, Onygenales, Arthrodermataceae. Gene Ontology annotation, molecular function: ATP binding; protein kinase activity. The record is from RefSeq and is a predicted model, not a curated record. Gene Ontology annotation, biological process: protein phosphorylation.